AUGAAUGUUCGUGAAUACCAAGCUCUCACUCCCUAUUCAACAGCAUUAGAAGAAAAUUGGGGAAAACCUCCCGGGAAUCUGAAUGCAGACGGAAAGAAUCUAUUGCAUAUUACUGUCGAGAAAAUUUUCAAAGCUGAUGCUGUUCUUAAUUUCGGGACACACGGUUCCCUUGAAUUCAUGCCUGGAAAGCAGGUAGGGAUGAGUGAUGUAUGUUACCCUGACAGUCUGAUCGGGAAUAUUCCAAAUGUCUAUUACUAUGCUGCAAACAACCCUUCCGAGGCUACCCUAGCCAAACGCUGGAGCUACGCAAAUACAAUAAGCUAUCUGACUCCUCCGGCCGAAAAUGCAGGUUAA
This is a messenger RNA of Trifolium pratense (red clover), 354 nucleotides long. RefSeq names its product magnesium-chelatase subunit ChlH, chloroplastic-like. Gene Ontology annotation, cellular component: chloroplast. Bases 1 to 354 code for a protein of 117 amino acids. The record is from RefSeq and is a predicted model, not a curated record. Gene Ontology annotation, biological process: biosynthetic process. Lineage: Eukaryota; Viridiplantae; Streptophyta; Magnoliopsida; Fabales; Fabaceae. The transcript has 2 exons.